Lampris incognitus (smalleye Pacific opah) is the source of this 1848-nucleotide messenger RNA. It is a transcript of the gene asb15b, whose product is annotated as ankyrin repeat and SOCS box containing 15b. Gene Ontology annotation, cellular component: cytoplasm. The transcript is spliced from 14 exons. Gene Ontology annotation, biological process: intracellular signal transduction. Bases 82 to 1848 code for a protein of 588 amino acids. NCBI's taxonomy places the organism in Eukaryota, Metazoa, Chordata, Actinopteri, Lampriformes, Lampridae. The record is from RefSeq and is a predicted model, not a curated record. Gene Ontology annotation, molecular function: protein binding.
AAUCAUCCACUUGCACAACAAUGUGAAAAAGAAGAAUUGAUGGUGAUGAUGAUGGAUGAUACAUUAUUCAAAUAACAAUCUAUGGGUGACGUUGAACUGGAAGAUAUAAGUGAGGAAUUUCUGAAUUAUGCCAUUCAAGAGAGUGUUCAGGAUUCCUACAAGCUGCCAUGUUCAAGCCAAGCAAACAGGAACGGACCAAACACUGAGGAUUAUUUGAAUGUACUCGCAGCCAUUGAGCAAGGUGAUGUGUAUGCACUACAGGGGCUUUCGGGUUGUGUAUCUGCCUUCAGAGUAAGAGACAGCAGGGACUGGCUGCUGCUACACAGAGCUGCUGUACUGCCACGACCGGUGGUGUUGGAUCUGGUUCUGCGGGCGGCGACCGCCAGUGAUCUGACCUUGGAGGAGCAGACAGAUGACGGGGAGACCGCUCUGACUCUUGCAGCAGAGGCCUGCCUGGUGGAAAAUGCGAAGGUGCUGCAGGAUCACGGGGCUUCACCACACAACACCAACCGCAAGAAUGAAUCUCCGCUACUGAUAGCAGUGAGACAGAGCUGCUACGACAUGGUCCUGGCCCUCAUCAUGGGAGGGGCCUUCGUGGAGCAGGUGUGCCUCACCAAGUGGACCGCCACCCACGAAGCCGCAAAGGUUGGCUGUCCUGCCAUCUUGAUGCUGCUGCUUAGACAUGGAGGCAAGGUGUCCAGUAGGGAUGGUCAUGGAGUGACACCUCUGGGCAUUGCGGCUGAAUACGGCCACACCGAGGCACUAGAUAUCCUCAUAAAGCACGGUGCUGAUGUCAAUGCCCAGGCCAGCAAUGGAGACACAGUCUUGUAUGACGCUGCUGGAUCUGGAAACCUGGACUGUGUCGAGCUGCUCCUGCAGCAUGGAGCCAACCCAAACGUAGCCAGCUAUGCCUGUCAGCUGCCCAUACACAGAGCUGCUUACGAGGGAUACUACCUAAUCCUGAGGACGCUGAUCCCUCUCACCACUAAGAGAGCCAUUCGUCUGUCAGGUCUGAAUCCUGUCCAUUCAGCGGCUGAUGGAGGACACAAUGUGUGUUUGGAGCUGCUCAUCCAGAAAGGGUUCAAUGUUAAUGCUGUGCUGGAUACACACAUCUCUGAGAACUACGGGGACUUAAGGAAGAGUCCUCUUUACUUUACUGUGUCAAACGGUGACGUGACCAGUGCUGAGAUGUUGUUGGCGGCUGGAGCCAGAACGGACCUGGACCCCCUACGGUGCAUCCUGGUCGCCAUACGAUCUGAGAGGUAUGAGUUGGUGCGACUGCUGUUGUCCUAUGGAGCGGAGGUGAACUGUUACUUCAGGGUGAUCAACAACACGACAUUCCCCACUGCCCUGCAGUACAGCCUGAAAGACCCUGUGAUGCUGCGAAUGCUGCUGAACAGCGGAUACCAUGCCCACAAGUGUUUCCAGUGUCGCCAUGGUAACAGUGAUGAAAUGGAUACUUCCUGGGUUGACCUGCAUAACCAAGCCUACGAGUUCUACAGCCAACCUGACACUGUUUCUUUCUGUGAGUUUGUGUCGGUGUCGUGGCUGAUGCAUCUGGUGGGCAGCGUGGUGAGGACGCUUCUGGACUACGUCAGCUACAUCAGUCUCUGUCCUAACCUGAAACGUAUCCUGGAGAGGAAGCCGCAGUGGACGGAGAUUUGCGACAUACUGGGUCAGCCGCGGUCUCUGCAGCAUUUGUGCCGACUGGUGAUCAGAAGACAGAUGCGUCCGAAGACACUGAACAGCCCGGAGGCCAUGGCCAGGGUCCCUUUCCCCCCCAGGCUGAAGAAGUACCUGAUGUACAGAGAGUAUGACCUAUACGGUGACCCCUCCUCUACGAGAUGA